UUGCGCGUGUGAUUCUCAUUCUACAGAGCUCACUCUCCCUCCAAUGGAUCCCCAAUACGAACAACGGCUCAGAGACGAGGUAAUUUACCUCCAUUCCCUCUGGCACCAAGGCCCCCCUAGAGCAGCCGCCGCCGCCGCCUCCUCCCCCGCUCGCCACCACCUGCAGCCCGCAAACGCCACCCAAUUCAAGAAAGUGAAAAAUCGCGGAGCCAGAAACAAGAAAAACACCGCGAACAAUCCCGCCACCGCCGCACCAGAACCAAUUUCAUCCCCCGGCAUCGAAUGGAAGUGCCCAACCCCUCCGCCGCCGGCUUCCGCUAGCGGCGGCUGGCCUAAUUUGGCAGCAAAACCCGACCCAAACCCUCUCCCAUUCUCCCCCGAAGACCAAUUGAAAUCGGCCGCAAGGCGUGCCCAUCACCAUGCAAUCAGGGCCGUCCAUGAAUUCUUUAGGUCUAACAGCGAUGGUGAUUCGGAUGCAAUUGAUAGCAGCAGCGAUGAGGAUGAUGAUGAUGAUUCGAUGGAUGAAGACUGUGGGCGCGGUGAGUACAGUUUUUUCUUUAAUCUGUUUAAGGAGGACGCCGAAUUGAGGGAUUAUUAUGCGAAGAAUUUCGCUAAAGGGGAGUUUAGUUGUUUGGUGUGUGGUGCUGUUGGGGGAAAGAAAAUGGGGAAGAAGUAUACGGGCUGCUUGCCUCUCGUCCAACAUUCGAUAUCGAUUGGCAAAACGAAGAAGAAGAAGAAAGCGCAUAAGGCGUUUGCGCUGGCUGUUUGUAAGGUUCUUAGUUGGGACAUCGAUCGGCUUCCCGCCAUUGUUUCUUCGCUUAGCGAUAAACCCCGCGAGGCUGAGGGGAAUGGUAAGAACAAUGUUGAUUUUGUCGAGGGUGAUACUGUAGAGGGUAAAAUCGACAAUGCAGAUCAAGAAAGUGGGCUUGUUGUUACUGGGAAUUUAUCCAAUGCCGAUGACGGACAUAUGAAUUCAUUGACAUGUCCUAGUCCGGAAUGGAAGUUGCCAACCCCACCGCUGGCGGAAGCCGCCAGCGGCUGGCCUAGUUGGAAAGCAAAAACCGACCCAAAGCCUAUUCCAAUCUCCCCUGAAGAUCAGUUAAUAUCGGCUGCAAGGCAUGCCCAUCAGAAUGCCAUCAAUGUUGUCCGUGAUUUUUUUAGGUGUAAUAAUAACGAUGAUGAUUCUGAUGCAAUGGAUUGUAGUAGCGACGAGGAGGAUGAUGAUUCGUCGAAUGAAGACGAUGAUGCGCGCGAUGAAUACAAUUUUUUCUUUAAGGUGUUUAAGGAGGAUGCCGAAUUGAGGGAGUGUUACGAGAAGAAUUUCGCUAAAGGGGAGUUUAGUUGUCUGGUGUGUGGUGCUAUUGGGGGCAAGAAAAUGGGGAAGAAGUAUACGGGUUGUUUGGCUCUCGUACAACACUCGAUCGCCGCUGGCAAAACGAAGAAGAAGAGAGCGCAUAAGGCGUUUGCUCUAGCUGUUUGUAAGGUUCUAAGUUGGGACAUCGAUCAGCUUCAAACCGUUGCUUCUUUGCUAAGUGAUAAAUCCGGCGAGACUGAGGGUAAUAGUGACAACAAGGAGAGCUCGAGGACUGUCGAUAAUCUUGAUUCUGUAGAGGGUAAAAAUGACAAUGCAGUGCAAGUAAGUGUACCUGUUGAUUCUGAAAUUUUAUCCAAUGACGACGACGGAAACAUGAAUUCAUCGACAUGUCCUGCUACAAAAAACUCGGAAGAAAUCAGUAUGGUCCAACCACAUAAACGGGAGGAGCCUGCAGCAGAAGGUUUGGCUAGUAAUUCAUCGACAUGUCCCGAUGAUAAUAAAGUCUUGGAAAAUACUGAUAUGGUCCGUCCACGUAAAGGGGAGGAGCCUGCAGCAGAAGGUUUGGCUAGUAACUCGUCGGCAUGUCCCCAUGUAGAUAAAAACUUGGAAAACCUUGGCAUGGUGCAUCCAGAUAACGUCAAGGAACCUGCAUCAGAGGGGUUGGUAGUUGUGCCUCUCCAUGUAAACACAAGUGUUGUAGAUGAAAUGCCAGAUUUGCAGACGGGUAACGCUAUCCUCACCGAGCUGAGCAAAGGCGACGAAAUUUGAAAAACGAAUAGUCGGAUAUGGUUUAUGGAUGAUGCAAUUUAGGUUUUUUUUUUUUUUUUCCUUGAGUUGAUAUGAAUAUUAGAAUGUUUAUCAAUAUAACUAGCAGAAGCAUCUUGUUUGUAAACAAGCUUUUAGGAUUUAGUACUCUUCUCUUUGCACAUUGGCCUAAGUAUCACUUGUAUCAAGAGGUGGAAAUUGGAACCGAAUUUCUGAUCCGUUUCCGAUCCAAAAUUUUCGAUUUUGUAACAAUAUUUUUCAUUCGAAAUCCCAAAAAUUGGAUUUCGAUGUUUUUGGAUCGCAAUUGAAAUAUCUACAAGAUUCCGAUUUCCGA
Erythranthe guttata (spotted monkey flower) is the source of this 2414-nucleotide messenger RNA. RefSeq lists its product as uncharacterized. Lineage: Eukaryota; Viridiplantae; Streptophyta; Magnoliopsida; Lamiales; Phrymaceae. The record is from RefSeq and is a predicted model, not a curated record.